AUGUCAACAGCGACUUUAAUUAAUUUGGUACGGAAUGGAGGGUACCAAGUGAGGAGGAGAGCUGUGCUGACGUCUCGGCUCCUGCAAGAGGAGAAACGAGCCACAGCUGCCUGGUACAGCUCCAGCUCGGAGCCCCGUGCGUCGCGCUUCGACCCCGAUGGCAGCGGCCGACCUGCCACCUGGGACAGCUUUGGCAUCUGGGACAAUCGCAUUGAUGAGCCCAUCCUCCUCCCACCCAGCAUAAAGUAUGGCAAGCCAAUUCCCAAAAUCAGCCUGGCCAGGGUGGGCUGUGCCAGCCACAUCGGGAAGCGGAAGGAGAACGAGGACCGGUUUGACUACGCGCAGCUGACGGAGGAUGUGCUCUACUUCGCGGUGUACGAUGGGCACGGUGGGGCAGCAGCGGCAGAGUUCUGUGAUAAGUACAUGGAAAAGUAUAUUAAGGAAUUUCUUGCGGAGGAGGAGAACCUGGAAAAUGUUUUGAACAAAGCUUUUCUAGAAAUAGACAAAGCCUAUGAAAGGCAUGCUAAUCUCUCUGCAGAUGCAACUCUGCUGAACUCUGGGACCACUGCAACAGUGGCUCUGCUCCGGGAUGGCAUUGAGCUGGUGGUGGCAAGUGUGGGAGACAGUCGUGCUCUGCUCUGUCGAAAAGGAAAGGCCAUGAAACUCACCAUUGACCAUACUCCAGAAAGAAAGGAGGAGAAGGAGAGGAUUAAGAAGUGUGGUGGCUUCGUUUCCUGGAACAGUUUGGGACAACCUCAUGUGAAUGGUAGACUUGCAAUGACACGGAGCAUAGGAGAUUUGGAUCUUAAAAACAGUGGUGUGAUAGCUCAGCCAGAAACAAAAAGGAUUCAGCUGCAUCACGCACACGACAGCUUCCUGGUCCUUACCACAGAUGGGAUUAACUUCAUCGUGAACAGUCAGGAGAUCUGUGACUUCAUCAACCAGUGCCAUGACCCUGCUGAAGCUGCCCACUUUGUUACUGAGCAGGCAGUGCAGUUUGGCACUGAAGACAACAGCACAGUUGUCAUAGUGCCAUUUGGAGCAUGGGGCAAAUACAAGAACGGUGAGAUCAACACCUCCUUCAGCCGCAGUUUCGCUUCCAGCGGGAGGUGGGCGUGAAGACCUGGCACAGCAACCUUUCCCUGCCAUCAUCUGGACACAGCCUGCUACAGGAGAACACAUCCAUCAGUGUCUUGUCCAUCUGUCUGUUCCCAGUGUUAGAGAAGGUGCCACCACUCCCUUGGUAACGCCCCGUUGUCGCUUACGGCUGACCUUCCUCUG
This is a messenger RNA of Acanthisitta chloris (rifleman), 1281 nucleotides long. It is a transcript of the gene PPM1K, whose product is annotated as protein phosphatase, Mg2+/Mn2+ dependent, 1K. Gene Ontology annotation, biological process: protein dephosphorylation. The record is from RefSeq and is a predicted model, not a curated record. Gene Ontology annotation, molecular function: cation binding; protein serine/threonine phosphatase activity. The transcript is spliced from 6 exons. The coding region runs from base 1 to 1119 and encodes 372 amino acids. Lineage: Eukaryota; Metazoa; Chordata; Aves; Passeriformes; Acanthisittidae.